This is a messenger RNA of Staurois parvus, 474 nucleotides long. The record is from the annotation of a GenBank genome assembly. Lineage: Eukaryota; Metazoa; Chordata; Amphibia; Anura; Ranidae.
AUGGGCCCCUGUACCGCCUCCUCAUGCUGCUGCCAGGCCCGUAAUCUGCCAUGGGCCCCCGUACCGCCUCCUCAUGCUGCUGCCAGGCCCGUAAUCUGUCAUGGGCCCCUGUACCGCCUCCUCAUGCUGCUGCCAGGUCCAGAGUCUCUCAUGGGUCCCUGUACGGCCUCCCAUUGCUGCUGUCUCCAUCGCCACACUCUGCCAUGUGCCACUUUCAGGUCUCCUCACACUGCUGGUGGGUUCCAUUUUGUCAUAGGGUGCUGUAUGGCCUCCCAUUGCUGCUGCCUCCAUCGCCACACUGUGGCUCCACACUCUGGUUUUGGCCCCGUGACUGCCCAAAUGAGUGAAGCGUGCGGUGAUUCUAAGAUCGACGGCACUCAUCUGCAUGUCAUACUGACUGACAGUAUUAUUUCUCUUCCCCAGCAGACUCCAAGGGCAUUUAAAUUAAGGGUACAGUGUUCUGCACUAAUAAAA